UAGAUAUUCAUAUUGUAAUAUGUAGUUUGGUGAUCUAUUAUUUUUUUAUUUGUUCUUCUCUUUCUCUGCAGGUUCCUUAAUCCCUGUCCCUUUAAAAAAAACAGCACCUCAUUACAUCAAAAAAGGCACUUUUAAGAGCCACAUUUGUUUUGUUUAUUGUCUUAUUUGUAUUGUUUAUUGUCUUGUUAUCUCAGUCUCUCUCUCUCUCUCUCUCACACACUCUCUCUCCAUCCCUCUCUCCCUCUCUCUCUCUCUCUCUCUCUCUCUCUUUCUCUCACUCUCUUUCCAUCCCUCUCUCCCUCUCUCUCUCCCCUACCAUCUGAGUGGUGGUUGCUUUUUAGAGGGACGGAGGACCUGGGUUGCUGCCUCUUCUUCACUCAUUGUAAUUAACUGAAAGUGUAAAGAAUGACAAAGCCAAAAUUCAGGCCUUGCCCAAGCUGCCAAGUCCGUCAGCAGGCCAACCGCAAAACAUGCAGUGCUUGUUUUGCCACACUGCCAAGCAAGCGGUUAUUAAAAACUGCAAAAAUUAAUGAUGACUGGGGCCAGAGGGUCGUCAAAAACAAAAAUGCAUCUCGGGUGGUGGCCUCUGCCCAAAUAGCUGUCCAAAAACUUUCUGCCUUGGGCUAUAUGCCCAUAUUAUUUAUCAGCCAGAGGCACAAGGGCACAGGCAAGUUGAUGGCAGAUGUAGUCACGCAUCUGCCACCGACGCAAAACAACACACGUUUCUUAACCAGCAUGAAGAGGGCAUAUGACUUCAUAAUCAAACUGGAUGAUGUGCCCCAGCCCCAGCCCCAGCAAGACCAGCCCCUCCACCUAGACCAACCCCUACCCCAAGACCAGCCCCUGCCCCUAGACCAGCUAAUCCCACAAGACCAGCCCCCAGACCAGCCUCUGCCCCUAGACCAGCCCCAGAAAGACCAGCUCCUGCCCCUAGACCAGCUAAUCCCACAAAACCAGCCCGUAGACCAGCCCCAACCAGCCCCAGAAAGACCAGCCCCUAGACCAGCCCCAGCAAGACCAGCCCCUGCCCCUAGACCAGCUAAUCCCACAAGAUCAGCCCCUAGACCAGCCCCAGAAAGACCAGCCCCUGUCCCUAGACCAGCUAAUCCCACAAGACCAGCCCCAGCAAGACCAGCCCCUGCCCCUAGACCAGCUAAUCCCACAAGACCAGCCUACCCCAACAGACCAGCAAAUUAUUAA
Cyprinus carpio (common carp) is the source of this 1200-nucleotide messenger RNA. RefSeq names its product vegetative cell wall protein gp1-like. The record is from RefSeq and is a predicted model, not a curated record. The transcript has 5 exons. Bases 406 to 1200 code for a protein of 264 amino acids. NCBI's taxonomy places the organism in Eukaryota, Metazoa, Chordata, Actinopteri, Cypriniformes, Cyprinidae.